This is a messenger RNA of Haliotis rufescens (red abalone), 3701 nucleotides long. RefSeq lists its product as uncharacterized. The record is from RefSeq and is a predicted model, not a curated record. Lineage: Eukaryota; Metazoa; Mollusca; Gastropoda; Lepetellida; Haliotidae. The transcript is spliced from 4 exons. Bases 195 to 845 code for a protein of 216 amino acids.
UCACAUAACACCGGCCUUAUUGAUGACCGUCGCUACAAUAGAGGAAACAGCAUACAGCAGUCUUAAAUUUGGGGGUUGACAAAGGAGGCCCACUGGACAAAGUCAUAGCUUAAGACGAAUACGUAUUUGAGUAGCAAGAGACCCACGGUGGAGUAAACGAGAAUAACUACUUUGAGUUAAUAUUGCCAAGGAAAAUGACCGACCCCGAUGGUGAAAAUGAAAAGAUGAUACAGUGGGCACGGAAUAUGCCUCUGCAAAACCUUAUUGACAAAGUCUGUGAAACAGGUGCCGACACCACCAAGGAACAGUUUGAACGUAUCCAACAGUAUGUCAUUGGGGAUCAUGGCCGCCCUGCUGAUGAAGUGACCCAAUAUACUAAGCCCCUUCAUUUCUUCGCGUACCUCAUGGAGAAGAAGUUAAUCUCCUUCACAAACCUGGCUCUUUUUCAAGCAAUCUUCAUACGAAUUGGAAGACAGGAUCUUUGUGAUAUUGUUUUAGAAUUUGCCCGAGAACAUUCAAAUGACGCCCUGUAUCUUGAAGUUCACGACACUGAUCAAGGAGGUAAUACGCAGUUCAAUGUACACGUGCGGGACACCCUCCGUGAAACAGGAGACGUGGAAAUACUUGUUAGGAGCUUGGCCAAUUGUCUUGAUAUUCCUCCUGAAUAUAUCCGAGUUGUGGGCACCGAGGCAACAAACAGCUUCAAGUUAACGCUGUUCAUUCCAGCCAAGUACAAGGGUAGCCUAUUGGACAUGGACAAGCUCAACGGUCUCAUCAAGUACAACAUUGACGAAGUGGAAGUGGAUGGGAAGACUAUCAAGCUUAGCCUAGAAGAUGAAAAUUAGAAUAAAUACAGCAAUAUGCACUUUAUGGUAAGGCCAAACUAAAUGCAAGCCUUCCUACAUGUUUGCGGGUACAUUGCACUGUUGUUUUUGUCGAGUGAAGAGGUGAACUAAAAGGAACCGUCUAUUUUUAUUUAAUAAAGUUUUGGGCAGGAUGUCAGACACUGGUGAUAUUGUGAAUCAUGUUUUAGAAUGGACUUCUUCGUCUGUGUUUUCUAUUUAAUUUUCCGUUGCGUUUUUCAUAGUACUUUCUAUACAAUUUCUUUAACUGUGGGAAACAGUGUAGCUUCUGGUGUGUGAUCAGGUGGAGAGGAAGGAUGCAGUGAUCUAUCAAAUAGUUUGUUAUAUUUAUCAUUAUGUGAUAUAUAUAUAUAUAGUGUAACGCCCAAUACCUGCAUUGUUAUUUGUGAACAGAGCAUUAUUUCUUAUUGUGACAAAAUGGACAAAUAGCAUAUGAACAUUUAACUUUUAAUCAUCUCGGUCUCCUGUAGCUCCUUAUGGAGUGGCCCCUCUGUUUUGCAGAUAUUGUCUUCCAUGUUUAUUGUAAUAAGGAUAGGAGACUUAAAUAAACAAUAUGUCUGUCUUUUAACUGAAGGAAGACGAAUGAUUGGUCCUACAAAAGAUCACUACCUUGGGCCUUGACAUGAAAUCAUUUCCGAGGAAUGUUAAACAGUUUUGUUGGUUUUGCCUUAAUGGUCAGUCACCAUUUUGGUCUUCACGGGCUCCCACUUAUAUUAGAUGUAUUAUGUCACUCUAUUUUAUAUUGGAUGUAUGUCACUUCUAUCUAUAUGUGUUUUGUGCCCACAGUAUUCUGUUUUUCACAUAUGUUACUUUAGAUUUGAUCUGUUUUGUUAAAAACUGUGUACUUGGAGCUGGAAAUAUAGUCUUCCGAGAUCUGCUCCCUGUAAACACACUAUGUGACGAAACACACAUAUUUCCCCCUGCCUCCACCGCAGCUUAAUUUCAAGCCAUGUACUCAGUAACUCAGGUUUUAUAUUUUAAAGUCAAAGGUCACAAUAUUGUUUAAAUAAACAUAUUUGUUGUUAUCUAUGCAUGUGAACAUAUUUCGAAAAGUUAAUCUCUAAUCAUGACAAAAUAAUGACGUCUUUUAUGGUCCGCAUUCUUUUUUCAAAUUUUUAUUACGUACACAAAGGUUGUCAAUGUCAUCAUCUACCAAUUACCUGCAUGGUAGUUUAGUUGUGGUUGUGGACCUACCAUUUAAUUAAUUUUUAUGCUGUUUUUAAAAAAAAUCUAUCAUAAACUCUCAAAGAAAAAGAAAAUAAAGUGUAAUCAGCAAAAUAAUAUCGCUUUUGUUUAUGUACAUGCAGGUAGCAGAAUUGAAAUUGUGUCUGCGUUCUGCACUGAACGCCCUUGAUAAGCAUGGCAGUGUGAUGAUGUAGAUAUGAUAUCACAUCUGUUUGUGGCGAUUACACACAUAUACCUUACGCUGAGGAACACGCCAUUAGCUGACGGAGUAAUCACGUCUCUGUGUAUCUGUAGUCCCGCAACAAUGUCCAUUCCCAACUCAUUGUGGGAUAGUUAAGCCUAACGAGAUAGGUAUAGCGUAUGUUAAAAUCGGUAAUGGGAACAUUUAAAAUGUCUGACAUAGGUAGCUGAGAAGAAUCGAGUAAUAAAAGCACAUUGUUCUUUCAAGAUUUGUAGAGUGACACUUGUGGAUGUGCAAAUGACAACAUUUACGAUACAAUUAGAGGGGGUUCAUGUGGUGCUAUAUAUAAUCACAGAUAUGCGAAAUUAUAUCAUUAUUUCUUUCACAUCUCGGAAUGCCGAGAUACGUCUUUGUCUCUAAUCGUAAAUCUUUUGAUAAGCUGCAUAGAAAAUUCAAACGCUCCUUUCAGUUAAACGUCAGCAGCGACUGUUGCAUAAAUACAAAGAUAGUAAUAGCAGAGAUUUUUGGAAACUUAUUGGUAAGAUUGGCUUAGCUUCCGAUCGGGAUUCUGUCAUUCCAUGGGAGAUAAUCCAGGGAGACACGGUUGUCACCGAUAAGCCGCGGGUUUUAGAUGCAUGGAAAUGUGAGUAAACCUCGUUGUUUAACGCUGAUCCAGUGGGUGUAUUUGAUGAAUCUUUCUAUGAUCAGAUCAAGGACGAGUUAAGCAACAUGGUUGUUGACCCCCCUCAGGUAGAUGUAGAUGUAAACAGUCUGCAGGCCCCUAUAUCACGCGAUGAGGUAGUACGCUCUGUUAGCCGCUCUAAGUGUGGUAAGGCCGUAGGCUGUGACCAUAUACCUGCAGAGGCACUUAAGAAUGAGACUUGUGUUGACAUUCUGCACCGGAUAUUUACUUACUGCUUGGAGAAUAAUGUUUGUCCAGAUAUUUGGCAUGAAAGUAUAAUAACGCCUAUUAAGAAACCGGGUAGUGACCCCAGAGAUCCCCUUGGCUAUCGUGGUAUAUCACUACUUUCCAUUCCCUGUAAGAUAUAUUCAGAUAUACUAAACUCUCGUUUCACAAGUUGGCUAGAAGAUAAUGACAUAUUGGCUGAGGAGCAAAAUGGAUUUCGAAGUAAGCGUAACACUAUUGAGCACAUAUACACUUUGUUUUCAGUAAUUAAUAACAGGAAAUCUUCAAAGUCCUCUACAUUUGUCUGUUAUAUUGAUGCCAUGAAGGCCUUUGACCGUGUUGAUCGAGACUGCUUAUGGUACAAACUGAUGAAGUUAGGAAUUAAUGGUAAAUUUUAUUCUGCUGUAAAGUCUUUAUAUGACAACAGUGUAUCCCGUGUAUCGGUAAAUGAUCGGCUUACUGAAGGGUUUGAUAUACAGAGCGGUGUCAGGCAGGGAUGUGUCUUGUCCCCAUCACUAUUCUCAGUAUUCAUUAAUGACCUGGCCCAUGAGAUAAACAAUCUAAA